AAAGCAAGUUCCUGCUCUCCUCCCCUGAUCUGUGUGUCGUGGGGCUGCAGGAGGACUGAGCCCCACUCUGGUCUUGUACAGUUUCUCUCUCCUCCCCUGAUCUGUGUGUCGAGGGACAACACUUCAGUGGGGUCAAUGAAGUGGGCCCCCUAUAUGAAAGAAUAGCUCUGGACUUUAUAGAUUUUUGUCUACGAGAGGAAAGGUUUGCGUAUGUGAAACAUGGGUUUCUGGGCGAUGCUUGACCGAAGCCCUGGAGCUGUGUUUGUAGUCUGCCGAGCUCUUGAAGACUACAGUUCCCAGAAUGCCGUGAACGUCCUUCCCAUCCCCUGCUGUGCAGGUUCAUUCGCCGGCUCCUCGGCGCUGCGCUGGAAACACUGCCAUUCCCAUCCACAGCGAGUAGAGGAAAGGGUCGGGAGUGGGGGGGGAGACCACGGCACAAAUUCUUGGAAAAGUACAAAAUCUCCCACUACCCCGUGUGGAACUCGGAGCUCCGGCUUUGCGUCUCCCGGGACGGAGGAGAGUUUUUCCGCCCGGUUUUCCCUAAAAUCAGGAGAUACAAAGAAACUUCCACGCGGGGAUUGGUGAUUUCAGGAUGUUGGUCUGAGACAAAGGGUCCGGCGCUGCGGUUGUCUGGCUGGGGAAGAAGGGGUUCACCGGCCGUCCUUUUCCCCCGGGCUGGAUGGGAAGGAUGGAGACGGAAGGGCAGUGGUGGAAAGGGCAGCUGGCGGCGGACAUCCAUCAGGCUCUCCGCAUCAAGGAGCUGAAACUGCCGGCGUACCGAGCCCACUCCCCGCAGAUCGGGAUGCGGCGCUACUUCGCCGACCUGCUGGCCAUCCUCAGCAACCGCUACCAGCUGUGCCCCACGGCGCGCCACCUGGCCGUCUACCUGCUGGACCUGUUCAUGGACCACUACGACGUGGCGGUCAAGCAGCUGUACGUCAUCGCGCUGUCCUGCCUGCUCCUCGCCAGUAAAUUCGAGGAGAAGGAGGACCGCGUGCCCAAGCUGGAGCAGCUGAACGCGCUGGGCUUCAUGUGCAGCCUGAACCUGGUGCUGACCAAGCGCGACCUCCUCAAGAUGGAGCUGCUGCUGCUGGAGACCUUCAACUGGAACCUGUGCAUGCCCACCGCCGCCCACUUCAUCGACUACUACCUCCACGCCGCCAUCCAGGACAGCGACCUGCACAACGGCUGGCCGCUCUCCUCCCUCCCCAAGACCCGGGCCUUCAUGGAGAAGUACACACACUACUUCCUGGAGGUCUCCCUGCAAGGUAGGAGGGCCAGAGCAGGGCCCGCACGGAACUGGUCUCUAGGAAGAGUUGUGGAGGCACUGGGCUGUGUCUUCACAGCACAGGAGUACCCGCUGCCGGGGCCCGUCUCCAUGCAGGUCGCCAUCGCGGCCGAGCCGCGCCACUGCCUGUCCGUGGCCUACGGCGGCGGCUACCUGGGCGCGACCCCGUCCUUCGCCGCCGGCUGCUUCGACAGGUGACGCCAGGAGAAGGGGGGGGCGCGGAAACGGAAGCGGCCCCCUCCCCGGGCCCGGGGCACGACCCGCCAGCCGGUUUCCGCGGCCGGAGCCGAGGCAGUCAUCGUUCUGACGUAGCGCCCGGCGAGCCGUUCACGUCUGGCUCCUGUACUGGUGGGAGUGGGAGUGGGGGGGGGGCAUCAUCCUCCGUGCUUGUUGGGAUAUCGGCGGAGGGCAACUCGGACACUCAGUUACCCCAGGUGGCAGAGUGCUCACACCCCCGCCCUCUCUUGGUGCAAAUCCUUCCGCUGGAGAAUCGACUCCCUGCAGUGGUGGUGAACUGAAGGGCCGAGGGUCUGUGGCCUGGUGGGGGGGUCUCCAGAGUGCUACAGCUCUCUUUCAGCUGUGGGGGAAGCCCUGGAGCAGCCGUCUGUUCUGUUCGUCCGGAGCAGGAGGCGGGCCUGACUGGGGAAGUACCCCCUCCUCAUGGUCUGGCCUGGAUUUCCUGGCGUUGGGAACAUCUUAUGGGGGGGAAAGGAUUCCUGCUGAAGCUGUUUCGGGGUUUUUAGGCUACUGAUUGAAGGGAUCUGUAAACUCUGCCGGUUUGUGACCCCCUGACCUGCAUUUGGCUCAGAAGCCGGGUCCUGUACCCCCUCUCCACCUAUGUGCUGCUGUGAACACCCCCAAACUACCCCAGAAGGUCGUCCUGCUGGAGGGGCAAGUGCUGUUGUUUUUAUUGAGGGUUUAACUGGAGACCCUGAUUUUGUUGGAGUGUGUGUGUGGAGGGGGGGGUUUAAUUCAAAACAGUUGUUCCCAACCCCCGCCCCGCCGGUAAUGCCCAGUCUCUUACUCGCACUGAUCCAAAAAUGAGACUUAAAAACAAAAUAAAUCAACAAUAAUACCUCAGGGAGCAAAACUGUUCGAAGAUCGAUUUCGCACUAAGGCGACGAAAACGAAACUCCGCCCGGCUCCUCCGCCCACACGGAGGCGGAGGAACUGCGGGACGUUUCUGGGCGAAGACGAGCGAGGGGCGGUUUGAACUUUUCAGAACCCCUCGGCAUUGAGGUUCCGUGAGUGUGUGGACGCGAAAACAGGCCUGUGGACGUGGUAACGUUUUCAUCUUCUGGGUUCGCCCCCACCCCCCGCGCUCCCGUUUUAUUUCAGGAGGAAUACGGAAAUAACCGGGACCACACAGACUCUCUGUCCCGGGAAAGGUUCAAAGACUCUUCAACUCGAUGCCUUAAGGACUGUCAGGGAGCGAAGGGGCGGAAGCUUGCUUUCUUUGAAGAUCUAAAAAAAAACUGAAAUGGAUAUUUUGAGGAGUCUCUUUUUUACAAAAUAUUAUUGUACUUUUUACAAAUCCCGUGCUGCUUGCUGCCUUAUGAUUGAACUGAACGGUUUAUUACUGUGACUGUUUUCUCUAUUGUUGUUUACAGAACCUCGCUGUAUCAGGGACCUAACAUGUUACUUGAACACAAUGCCAUUUAAACUUUAGCCGUUAUUUAUAAUGUUA
This is a messenger RNA of Lepisosteus oculatus (spotted gar), 2975 nucleotides long. Lineage: Eukaryota; Metazoa; Chordata; Actinopteri; Semionotiformes; Lepisosteidae. The record is from RefSeq and is a predicted model, not a curated record.